AUGAAUUCCGUCGCCCACAGCAUGGCCGAGGCUUCUCCAACUGCCACAACUUCAUCCAUCAACCAACACCAGCAACCACAGCCUCCGCCCUCUCCAUCACCUUCGCAACCGACUUCCGCAUCCGAAACCGCCCCGACGCCUUCUUUACCUUCGAUUUCUUCACCCUCUGCUCAGUCCGCAUCGCUGCCCGCGGUUCUAGCAGCUGCAACAGCUGUCGCAUCUGUGCCCGCCCAUUCGCUUCCACAAAAUCCAGAUGAGCUUCCCCCGCUUCGCCAACCGUCGCCCACCUCGCCGGCGCACUACACAUUCGAGCAGCAUCAACAGCAACAGCAACAAAACCACCACCACCAUAAUCACCACCACAUCCAUCCUGUUACGCCGCCCCUGAGAAAGGACACAUGUUCUUCAAUCUCAACCCAGGCGACUACCGCCACCUUGGCCUCCACAGAGACCAAUAACACAUCGUACAGUGCCGAUACCUCUCCUAACUUGCACCAGUCCAUUUUCUCUAUAAAGGAUGGCUCCGACGUCUCUAACAACCGCCGCACGAGCAGGAGGCGGACCGGACCCCUUUCUCAACAGUCCAGAGAGCGUGCUGCACUCAUUCGAAAGCUCGGUGCAUGCAUCGACUGCAGAAGGCGAAGAGUUGCUUGCCAUCCCAGUCAUCACAACAUGACUUGGGAGGAUGUCGUUUCCAAAUUCCAUCGAUCGCACAGCCCAACCAUUCAGGAUAUUGCACCUUCGCUCGCCGCUGCUGGGCGGCCACUGAGCCCUGCUGCCAUCACUAACGUACAGUCCUUGUUCACGCACGACACACAGGAAAUGGAAAUCGAUUCUGGUACUCCUGGUUCGAAUCAGCCUGGCCGACCUCCAUUAAGCGACGCUCGAAUCCGAACCCCAUUGCCCUCAGGCCCCCGCCUCGAGAAGUCUUUGUCAUUACCUGGAAUUGAGAGUUUCAAGAAUGAUCUCCAGACCAACGUGGGACGCAUGCUUUCCACACCUAGUCGAGAUCGAUAUAGCGCCGUGCAAGUUCUGUUCCUGUUUUGGCAAGACGAUGAGGAGGUUCCUACGAUUCAGUCCGCCGUUCGGGAACUUGCCGAAGUGUUUGAUAAAUACUAUCGUUACAACUUUCAAGUUCAAGCCAUUCCGUCCUCGUCUGAUGGCUGCAAGAGCUCGUGGCGGUGGCUCUCAAGACAGUUGAACGAAUUUGUUGAGGAUCGUGAUGAGCGUGAUGUUUUGAAGAUAGUAUACUACGCCGGACACACGUACCUCGAUAGCAACCGUGAGAUGGCUUUGGCCAGUUCUCGGGAUCCCGAACAAGCUUCGACAAUCCGAUGGGGCGGUAUUCAACAAACUUUGGAAGAAGCUUGUGCAGAUACUUUGAUCAUUAUGGAUGCAGCCUAUUACCCGUCAACCAGGAUGAUCCGCCAGCAGGGCGUCUUGGAGCUUCUUGCAGCAUCAGUGUCGGAAGAUCACUUCUAUGACCUCGAUCGCUGCGCGUUUACACGCGCAUUAGCUGAACAACUGCGAGUCAGAGCGACACGCUUGAGCCCUCUGUCGGCUGCUGAGCUGCAUGCAAAUCUGUUUUCCCACUACUCUAAAAUGGUACAGGAUAGGUUUCCAGAGAAGGAAAUUUUGACCAGUUUCCCAUCUCCACUGCAUAUGAUGAUGUCUGGAAACUCUAGGCUUCCCUCGAUCUUCCUAUCGCCUAUAUAUGAAAACAGCCCAAUGCGGAGUAGUUUCUCGUCGUACGAGAAUAGCCCGCAGCUGCAUCUGUCGAUCCGACUCGACGACGACAAUGUUGAUCUCGAAAGUUGGAACGAAUGGUUACGGCUAAUGCCUGAAGGCAUUAAAGACAUCAAGAUCGAGGGUCCAUUCCGCGCUACCUUUAGAUGA
Messenger RNA from Fusarium coffeatum, 1896 nucleotides. RefSeq lists its product as uncharacterized. The coding region runs from base 1 to 1896 and encodes 631 amino acids. The record is from RefSeq and is a predicted model, not a curated record. The transcript has 3 exons. NCBI's taxonomy places the organism in Eukaryota, Fungi, Ascomycota, Sordariomycetes, Hypocreales, Nectriaceae.